AUGGGGAUCGUCGUCGCGUGUUAUGGUUCCGACCCUGCUGUGGGCUCUUUCAGCGUUCUGUCCUCCGGCAGCCGGCAUAUAUGCACCACGUAUGCGGCGAGGCGCGUUAUUGGAACGACACAGGUAUCGCUUUCCAGUGCGGGACCGGACGGCGAGGCUGGGCGUCACUGUGAACAUGGGGCGCCCACGUCGCGCGAGGGGGAGUCUAAGACCAACGCCGUUCACAUUCCAGGGACAUUGGUCGCGGUCGGUGUAUGGGUAUCCCUAACCCUGGGUUGCUUCGCUUCUGGUACCGGUUCUGCUAAUCCUCCUUCGGUGAUUACUGCUUCCCUAGAAUUUGUUCGGGACUUUGAUCAGGCGCCCACAUACUCGGAUUCUCUAUCCAGCGGGAAGUGGUGUCUCCCGACCUACAUACCACCGACGCAGCCGACCAGCAGACAAGCCACUGCUAGCCCGAGUGGCGUCCGACCAGACGUUUAUGGAAUAAGGAAGUACAAAGAGCAUAUGGCGAACAACGUUAAUGGGGCCGUCGCCACCUCCACCAUUCCUUUACGAACGUCGGCUGUUGACAAUAUGCCGAGAUCCAACAGCAACCUCGCACAAAUAGUCGCUUUUGGGCAUAUCGUCCUCCGGAGCCCCAUCCACUGGCUCCCAGCCGAACUACUCAUCUACAUCUGGCAGACGGCAAUCGGAGACUUGCUUUCCAUCAGCUACGACAAUAUGCUCCCUGUAAGGGUUGCCCAGGUGUGCAGGCGGUGGAGAGACGUCGCUCUGGCCGCGCCUGGCCUUUGGUCCAACAUCUAUGUCAAUCCUUCAUGGUGCAAAUCUUCACCCCUCGCGCGCGUGAGCUUGUCAUUGGCAAGGUCAAGCAAACACCCUCUCCGAAUCGUAUUCCACUAUGACUUUCCUCGGCGGAACGACCCGAAGCAUAUGCUCACCGUCCUGACGCUGCUCGCGCGCGAAAGCCGGCGUUGGCAGACGUGUCAUAUACACAUAACCUGGGAGACGGAGACGGACCAUCGGAUGAUUUCACGGGCUCUCCAGCCAGCGCAGGCCCCGCAGCUCGUGCAGCUGGUGCUGCACGCCCAACGGAGGGGCGCCGGUUCUUCGCUGCGGCCCGCCUGGUUCCCUAUGGGCUUGCCUGUGUUGACCGACUUCGGUUUAGCAAACGCCAUGGACUUGCGUCCGUAUCUGCACCUCCUGAGCGGGCUGACGUCCUUGAGCUUGGAGGUCAGCGACUAUCAGACGCCUGCGACUGUGAGCCAUCGCGACUUCCAAGCGGCCCUGGCCCGCUGCCCGCACCUCGUGCACCUCGAACUGCGCUUUGCCUGCGUGGCUUACGGCGACGUGGACACCGUGCCUUCUGCGUACGCCGUGAUCCAUCUUCCGAAGUUGCGCUCGCUCUUCCUCAGGAUGCACGACGAGGAUUGCCGCUUCGUCUCGGUGUUCUUUCGGCGUUUCUCGGCGCCGAGCUUGAAGGUUAUAAAGAUGGUCCAUUGGUCGAGACAUGCUUUCGAUGUGUUCGUGUCCGCAGUUACAGACGACAACUCUUUCUUCCGGUGCCACAGCCUAGAGACCUUGUCCCUGGUCGAUGUGGAUUGUGGGUCGGAUGAUUCCUUCGGCCAUGGCCUUGAUGAAGAUGGCAAAGUCGAGGUAGAGGGAGCUCCUAUCCUGGAGCUCGAGGGUGACGAGCCUGAGGAGGCAGAUGAAGAAGUCGUGGACGCAGCGAGUGUUCUUCAGAGUGAAGGACCCUCUGACUCGGACAGUUCGGCGACAGAUGACGAUAACGAAAGCGGCAGUCAGGCGAGUGAGAGUGAGGCAGGAGAUGAACAUGGGGCGGAGGACAUCAAAAACAGCUUCCGUCGUUUCAUUUCCCACUUCCCCUCGACAACGACGUUGAUCGUCGGCGACAGCGGUCUACGCGAGCUGCUUGAAGGUAUGAGUAUGUUGUCAGAGGCCGGCGAAGUUGCGUGCCCCCGGCUUCGUACUCUGAUCUGGUCGACAAUCGUGCCAAUGACGAGCUACACGCUGCCGUUGCAGCUGAUAGGCGACUUCAUCAGGAAGCGUGUCUCACUGGGGUUGCCGCUCGCGCAACUGCGAGUUCAGAAGUCCCAUUUCUUGGAGCUUGGUGUACCACUGCGAGAGUGGGUUCAGACUCAAGUGGCAGUGGACCUAUACGACAAAUCUCAGGACUAUGAUCCUGACCCUCAUCCCGAAGUCUAG
Molecule: messenger RNA, 2223 nt
Organism: Gloeophyllum trabeum ATCC 11539
Lineage: Eukaryota; Fungi; Basidiomycota; Agaricomycetes; Gloeophyllales; Gloeophyllaceae
Exons: 6
Coding region: 1-2223 (740 amino acids)
Source: RefSeq, a predicted model, not a curated record